Molecule: messenger RNA, 1271 nt
Organism: Prunus avium (sweet cherry)
Lineage: Eukaryota; Viridiplantae; Streptophyta; Magnoliopsida; Rosales; Rosaceae
Source: RefSeq, a predicted model, not a curated record
UAAGAAACCGCCAGGCAGAUUCAAGAGAUAAACCAGCGUUUGGUAGGAAAGAAAAUUAGAAAGAAAAAGAAAAAACAAAAAAAAAAAGAAAGGAGAGAGAAGAGAGAAAGAAGCUCUCUGGAAUUUUCUUUCCUUUGAGGACCAGGAAUCCCAAUCCCAAGGGACCGCCUGAUUACCUUUUUCUCUUCUUUCCUGGUUCGUUUGGGUUUCCUCUCUCCCCCCCAAUAUAUUUAUUCACCCUUCCAGAUUCUCUAGUUCUCCCCCAAGAAUCGUCAACGAACAUUCGGAUUUUGAAUUUGCCUUCUUAAUUCUCUUUCGCAGAGCAUUAACGAAAUCAAAUCCUCCAUACAGAAAUCGAAAUCGAAAUCGAGAUGGCGGAAGAACAUCGGUGCCAGGCUCCACAACUAUGCGUCAACAACUGCGGCUUCUUUGGAAGCCCAACGACGCAGAACUUGUGUUCCAAAUGCUACCGUGACUUGCAGCUCAAGGAACAACAGACGCUCGCUCUCAACCAAACCUUAAUCUCAUCCGCCUCUGCCUCCUCUUCCUCCCACUCGUUCUUGUCUCCGCUGAUCCCUGCCUUUCACUUAAUCUCAUACUGUCAAAAUCAAAUCCUCCAUACAGAAAUCGAAAUCGAAAUCGAGAUGGCGGAAGAACAUCGGUGCCAGGCUCCACAACUAUGCGUCAACAACUGCGGCUUCUUUGGAAGCCCAACGACGCAGAACUUGUGUUCCAAAUGCUACCGUGACUUGCAGCUCAAGGAACAACAGACGCUCGCUCUCAACCAAACCUUAAUCUCAUCCGCCUCUGCCUCCUCUUCCUCCCACUCGUUCUUGUCUCCGCUGAUCCCUGCCUCGCCGUCGCACGACGCGCGGGUGGAGCGCGUGGUGGAAAAGAAGGAGGAAGAGGAGAAGGACGUGGAGGGCCCGCCGGCAGCGAAGCAGGCGAACAAGUGCACGACGUGCAGGCGGCGCGUGGGAUUGACGGGGUUCAAGUGCAGGUGCGGGAUGACGUUCUGUGGGACCCACCGGUACCCGGAGCAGCACGCGUGCGGGUUCGACUUCAGAGCGAUGGGGAAGGAGCAGAUCGCCAAGGCCAACCCGGUCGUCAAGGGCGAGAAGCUGCAGAGGAUCUGAGAAUUGUUUAAAAUUGUCAGGGUUAUAAUUGUCUUUUUACUUUUCGUUGUUUGGGAAAUUUCGGUCGGGGUCUUUGUUUAUUGCGUGGUCCUUCCUUGUAAAAAUUUAAUUUAAUGAUAAUUUAAUGGUUUCGCU